AUGUUCAAAGAGAGAUCGGUCGACAUACUUGCGUAUUACGGAAACCGCUUUUCUAUUAAGAAUCUCCCUUGCUUUAUCACCCUUUCCUUUCAGCAUAUCAUUCAUGAUGAUAGGCUCAUGCAAAUCCUUGCUAUAAAGGUGAUCUUCCAUCAUCGGUUUUCAAUAAGAGAAGUUAUCCGUCGUGAGCUUGAACAUGUCACCAUCAAAGGUAACGGUGGCCUCCAUCUUCACUUCUUCAAAGAUAACGGUAACCUUGCUCUGAUACAAGCUGUUGAUAUUUUCUUCGAGAGAUUUAUCAUGGAAGCAAGUGCAAACAUAGAAGUAGAGACGAGAGGGAAGAGAUCAAUUGGAUGGCAAUGGCCUUUGGUAGCUUUGGUUGUCGUGUUCUUGGCAGUGGCUGCGAAUUCCAAAAUAGGCUUCAUUCUUAGUGAUCCCUAUUCUUUAAGUUUCGACAUCAGAUACUUCAUGGGGUCACAUAAAAACGAGAAGCUCAAGGUACCACCAGAAGAGAUUAGGAAAUUACGAAACAGUCCUCCAUCAUCUUAUAGCGUCAAGUUCGAGUCUUUCGCAACCAUGAUGGAUCUAGUCAAGGAUGGAUACUACGAGUCCCGUCCUUACACCGUUGGUGAAUUUAAUUGGACGUUCCUAAUCUACCCAAGGGGUGGGGAUAAAGACUACACAUAUACCUCAUAUGUUUCUCUUUAUGCAAGAAUCGAUGACUCCAACAUUAUCGACUCACAAGUCUUGUAUGCGGAGAUAAAUUUUUUCGUCUACAAUUAUAUACACAAGGCGUAUUAUUACUACCAAGACCUUGAACCGAUCAUGUUUCAUUCGUUCGAGACAAAACGGGGAGUGAAACAGUUUCUACCGACAGCGUGGUUCACGGCACCAUGGGCACCAUAUGGAUACAUUUCGGAGGGCGGUGAAUGUGUGUUUGGAAUAGACGUCUUCGUUGCUCCACCUUUUAACAAAUGGGAAAACUUCUCCUAUGAUGAAAAUAUCAGCAAUCCCAUUUUUAAUUGGAACAUCACAUAUGUCUCUACCAUUCAUAUCGACCCUUACACAUCCGAACCGUUCUCUUCCGGAGGCAGAAACUGGGUAUUGAAGGUGUAUCCAAAUGGAUAUGGUAUUGGAACGGGUAAUUCUUUGUCACUCUACUUGUUGAGUGAGUCUAAUGGAAAUGAUUAUGUUCGAGCUAAGCUACGAGUUUUGAAUCAGUAUUCAUCCAAUCAUGUGGAGAAACAAGUUGAGGGAUGGUCUAAUGUAGCAGAAAAUGGAUGGGGUUUCGAUAAGUUUAUAUCUCUUUCCGAUCUUGAAGAUAGAACCAAAAUUUUCGUUGUGAAUGAUUUGCUCAAAGUUGAAGUCACGAUCAUGGCCUUCUCUAAAACAAACUCCAUCUAA
Brassica oleracea var. oleracea is the source of this 1401-nucleotide messenger RNA. RefSeq lists its product as uncharacterized. NCBI's taxonomy places the organism in Eukaryota, Viridiplantae, Streptophyta, Magnoliopsida, Brassicales, Brassicaceae. The record is from RefSeq and is a predicted model, not a curated record. The transcript is spliced from 8 exons. Gene Ontology annotation, molecular function: protein binding. Bases 1 to 1401 code for a protein of 466 amino acids.